AUGUCGCUGGAAGAGAGGCUCGACAAGAUACGCUCGCAGCCAAAGCUGCAGAACCAGCAGCAGACAGCAGUCGUGCUCUCCGCUGUCGAAGAUACCCUCCGUGUCCAGCACUCCGAGCCCACGCCCACAGCAUACUUCGCUGCGCUGCUAUCUCUACUCAACCAGACAAUAUCCUCAACCCAAGGCGUGGUCAAUAAGGAGCUCGCCUCCGCCGUCGUGUAUCUCCUCGACCUCAUCACCCCAUACGUUCCGGCGCCACUGCUACGCUCGAAGUUUUCACAGAUCCUUACCGGGCUCGCCCCAGCGUUAUCACACUCGGAUGCCGAGGCGCCGCUGCUUCGCUCCUCGAUAGGAUGCCUAGAGUCGCUGCUACUUGUGCAAGACGCGCAGGCAUGGGCGCUGCCGCAAACGCAGGUCAGCCCGCGAAGGGCUGUCGCAGGCCUGCUCACAAUAGCGGUGGAUCACAGGCCUAAAGUGAGGAAGCGGGCACAAGAUGCGUUGACCAAGGUCUUAAGAAACCCUCCUCCGAGUCCCUCGACCGACCACCCGGCGGCCGAUAUGUGCGCGGAGACCGCUUUACGGACCCUCAAGGACAUCGCGGACUCGGCUGGGAAGAGCAGGAAGCACCACAAGCACCAGGACGGACAGCACGAGCCGGGUCUUAUCCACGCGUUACAGCUCGUCAAGACGAUUGCCACCGCAUCUGGAGGCUGGCCGAGCCGCAAGCUUGAUGCCCUCUGCGAGCUGCUGCUCAACAUAUCCAAAUCGAGUAACGAGUACCUGACGAUGGCGGCUUUCGAGAUUUUUGAAGUCAUCUUCACGGACAUGGCUGCAGACGAGGUCUCAUCUGCGAAGCUUCCACGGUUGUUGGAGGUCAUCGCAGAGCUGCAGCCUUCGCAGAACGACUCGCAGCUUCUCCCACCAUGGAUCGCCGUUCUCUCACGAGGAUAUGAUGUCUCUGCUCAGGUCGAGCCCGAAGAGACUUUCCAAAAGCUACCGGACCUUUUCACAAUGAUAUCUAAUUUCCUUGCUUCUCCGUCUCACAAUAUCCGCGAGUCUGCGUCCGAAUGCUUGAUCUCUUUUCUUUCGAAUUGCAUACCUAACAGCGUCUUGCUCGAGCCUUCAAUCUAUGAUGAGAAGGUACUUGAGAAAUUGGCAAAGAUUGUCACGGACUUAUUGAGCGUAAAAUACCAAUCUGCCUGGAUGGAAGUCUUUGCUGUCUUAGGGGCAAUGUUUGAUGCGCUGCGAUGGCGCUCCGCACCUUUACUCUCGGGGGCUGUCAAGGUCGUCGGAGAUCUCAGGGCCAAUGAAUCCUUUACCGGCAAGAAGGAAGCAGAUGCCGUUCUGGCAAAAGCAAUACAGGCCAUGGGUCCGGACAACGUCCUAGAAAUCCUGCCCCUGAAUCUUCUGAAACCGGUGCCAGGUCAGCCAGGACGUGUUUGGCUUCUGCCUCUGAUGCGAGACUCUGUCAGCAACACUCGUCUUGCCCACUUCAGGUCGGAGCUGGUACCCUUGAGCGAGACUAUGUUUCAAAAAGUGCUGGAGCACGGCAACGCGGAGAAGACUAUGCAGAUAAAGAUUUACGAAACGCUCGUGCACCAGGUUUGGGCGACUUUGCCCGGCUACUGCGACCUUCCUCUCGACCUGAUCGAAGCAUUCGACCAAAGUUUCGCAGAGUUGCUGUCCAACUUGCUCUACCAGCAAACAGAUUUGCGUACAGAUAUCUGUCGGGCACUACAGAAUCUGGUCGACUCCAACCAGGCCAUUGCAAACUUGACUGGCGAAGAGGAUCUUGUAGCCCGGUCAAGGGUUUCAAAAGCGGAUGCUCAAAAGAAUCUACAAUAUCUGGCGGGCUUUGCUAAGAACAUGCUUGCCGUAUUGUUUAAUGUUUACAGCCAGACCCUACCCCACUCGCGAGGCCGAAUCCUACAAUGCGUCAACGCCUUCCUAAGCAUCACGCCCGAGAAGGACCUCAUGGAGACUUUCACUCGAGUCGCCACAAUGCUCGAGUCCGCGCUCAAAGAAACCGGUCCCCAAACGCAAGCCGACAAGCAGAAGCAGGAAAAGACAAAAGACAAGAUGCCACCUAUGAGCCACACCCUUAUGGACCUCGUCAUCACAAUCUCCAUCUACCUCCCCCGCGAGAGCUUCGCAACCCUCUUCAGCAUCUCCGCCCUCAUCAUCAACAAACAAGACGACCCGCAGCUCCAGAAAAAGGCAUACAAGCUCCUCCCCCGCCUCGCCGAGUCCGAGACCGGCCGCGCCGCACUCGCAGACCGCAACAAGGAUCUCCAGCACCUCCUCCUCGCGAGCGCUGAAAAGGCCUCCGCGCCCGCCCGCAGAGACAGACUCGCAGCUAUUGCGCAGAUUAUAGCCUUCCUGCCCCCCGAAGACCUCCACUUCAUCCCCUCUGUCCUCUCCGAAGUUGUCAUCUCGGCUAAGGAGGUCAACGAGAAAGCCCGCACCGCCGCCUUCGACCUGCUGGUGCAGAUGGGCGAGAAGAUGGCAGCCGGCGGCACGGUGCUGCAGUCCAAGGUCCCCCAUAUGCCGGACGAUGCGCCCGCUGUGCCUGCCAACCUCGAGGAGUACUUCACGAUGGUCUCGGCGGGGCUGGCAGGGAGUACACCGCAUAUGAUCUCCGCGUCUAUCACGGCGCUCACGAGGAUUCUGUAUGAGUUCCGGGCCGUGUUGGCGGAGGCGGUGAUUGCGGAUUUGGUGCAGACGAUGGACUUGUUCCUAACGAGCAACAACAAGGAGAUUGUGAGGAGCGUGUUGGGGUUUGUCAAGGUGUCUGUUGUGUCGCUGCCGGAGGGGAUCGUGAGGCCCAGGCUGCAGAGCCUGGUCCCGAACCUCAUGGUCUGGAGUAAGGAGCAUAAGCAGCAUUUUAGAGGUAAGGUGAAGCAUAUCCUUGAGAGGAUGAUGAGGAGGUUUGGGGCACAAGAGGUUGAGAAGUGGUGUCCGGAGGCGGAUAGGAAUCUGAUCAAGAACAUCCGCAAGACCAAGGAGAGGAGCAAGCGGAGGAGAGGCGAGGUUGCUGCGGGGGCGGAUGGAGAGCAGGCGCCUGAGAAGAGGAAAGGGAAAUUCGAGAGUGAGUUCGAUGAGGCGGUUUACGGAUCCGAUGAGGAUGCGGAGACGGAGAGUGAAGAUAGCGAUGAUGAGAUGAUGGGUCGUGGGAGUGGGAAGGGGAAGAGGGAGGCGAAGUCGUACAUCGUGGAGGACGAGGAGGAGCCGUUGGAUCUGCUUGACCGGAAAGCGCUGGGUAAUAUCUCCUCUACGAAGCCGGUCAAGAUGCGUCAGCAACCGCAGAAGACGAAGGCGAAGACGGAUCUGGAUGGAAAGCUUGUGCUGGGCGACUCAGACGAUGAGCAGGGAGCGGACGCGGAUAUGCUGGAUAAUGAUCCAGGUGAUGGAACUCUGGAGGGCGGCAUCAACGCGUAUGUGGCUGCUAUUAAGGGACGGGAUGCUGCGAAGCGAGGACAGAAGGGGAAACUGAAGUUCAGUAACAGGAAGAACAAGGGAGACGAUGACGGCGAAGAGAUGGAGGUUGACCAGGAAGUGGUCCGAAAACAGAUCAGGGGAAAGUUGCAGCAGAGAGGCAGAGGAAGGGGUGGCAUGGCCCAGAGGACACAGAGGCGUGGGCUUGGUGUUGAGAAAACCAGGGGUGGACGAGUGGCAAAGCGAGGAGGGAGGCGGUAA
Messenger RNA from Coniosporium apollinis CBS 100218, 3696 nucleotides. RefSeq lists its product as uncharacterized. Bases 1 to 3696 code for a protein of 1231 amino acids. The transcript has 2 exons. Lineage: Eukaryota; Fungi; Ascomycota; Dothideomycetes. The record is from RefSeq and is a predicted model, not a curated record.